Molecule: messenger RNA, 1373 nt
Organism: Malaya genurostris
Lineage: Eukaryota; Metazoa; Arthropoda; Insecta; Diptera; Culicidae
Product: dnaJ homolog subfamily C member 8
Exons: 2
Coding region: 152-940 (262 amino acids)
Cellular component (GO): nucleus
Source: RefSeq, a predicted model, not a curated record
ACAAUUCCUGACCGACGGCCGCUUGCAUCGAAUGUGUCAAAAGAAGGAUUUGAAUGUUUUGCUUUAGUUUUCAGCGCGACCCCAGCUAGUUUUUUUUUCAUUUAUCUGUCCAUUUCCACGGAAAAAUCUGGGUCCCCAGUGAACGAAGGCAAUGUCGCAUAGUUCCAGCAGCGAGGAGCAGCGUUUCAACGCUUUCUACAGUGAGGUAAAGCAAAUCGAGAAACGAGACUCAGUGUUGACGUCUCAGCAGCAGAUUGAACGGUUGCUUCGUCCGGGUGCAACGUAUUUCAAUUUGAAUCCAUUCGAAGUGCUACAGCUGGAACCGGAAACUCCAAUUGAGCAGAUCAAAAAGAAAUACCGCAGUUUGUCGAUUCUCGUGCAUCCGGACAAGAACCCGGAUGAUAAGGAUAGAGCUCAACAAGCGUUUGAGGUCAUAAGCAAAGCGUACAAGGUUCUGGAAAAUGAUCUUACCCGUAAACGUUGCCUGGAAGUAUACGAGGAGGCGAAGGGUAGAACUGACAUGAUGAUUAACGAGAAACGAAAAAAGCUGCGUAAGGAUGGGAAAUCUGACUUCAUUCCGGAAGAUGAUCCAGCCAAAUACAAACACGCCGUCUACGUUAUGGUUAUGAAAUUGUUUGCGGAUAUGGAACGCCGUCGUCAGCAACUGGAUGUUCGCGAUCAGGAAGAACGCAAGCGAAAACGUGAACAGGAAAUUGAAGAAGAGGAACAACGUAACUAUCAAAAGGAAUGGCAGAAGAAUUUCGAGGAAUCUCGUCAGAAUCGGGUUACUAGUUGGCAAAGCUUCCAAGCAAAUGCCUCUACUUCGUCAUCUUCUGCUGCCACGUCAUCGGCGAUGUUAAAACCCGAAAAGCCGAAGAAGGUCAAGAAAACUAAAUACACUUCGUUCAACCCACCCAAAAUCAAGCCGGAAUCGCGAUAAGCCACGACAGGGAUUUUUUUUUAUUUUUUUCACUAGUGCUUAUUCAUUCCUGUUCUUCGAUUCUACAGAUUGAAGAGUCAAGGAUAUAUUUUUUUUUCUGAGUGAUGAAUGGAAGCGAACCUACACAAGCGACACGAUUAUUGUUUGAUACUUUUAGAAUCCCGUACAGAUGUCGAAAUUCGUCUUUUAUACUAUCCUAUUUAAGGCAUAAGAAGGAAAAUAAUGCAUUUUUCUAUCGCACUAAUAACGUAUUGCUAUCUAGCUUUGGUGAGAUAACUACGAACCGAUUGCGAUAGCCAGAUUUAGGUUACGGCGAUGCAAUCCGAAACAGAUGAAGCAGUGUAGACAUGUUAAUGCACAGCAGACGGCUUGAAAUGUAUUACGAAAUAAGACAGAAUUUACAUUAGUAAUGGAAUACAACAACAAAAUACAA